AUGGAACAUGCGGCAAAUAACGAAUAUGUAACAAAUAAUGAAUAUAUGGCAAAUAACGAAUAUGCAGCAGAUAAUAAAUAUGCGGCAGACAAUGAAUAUACGGCAGACAAUGAAUAUGUAGCAAAUAAUGAAUAUGCAAAUAACAAUGAAAUUUCUAACAAUUUAGCCAGCGAAACUGGAUCGUCAUCUGUACAAACUGAGUCAUCAAAUAAUAGUAGACAGCCCCUAACAGAUAUAUGGGAAGAGUAUGAUAAAAUAGAUAAUGGAGCGAGAAAAUACAAAGGAGCAAGUUGCAGAUAUUGUGAUCAGAAGUGGGCUCGAGGAAGAGCUUAUGAUAUGAAAUCCCAUCUUGCAAUAAAGUGUAAGGGGAAAAUACCUAGAGAAAUCUGGUUUAAAGUACUUCAGGAGCUUCAAAGUGAGCAUGUGUUGUCUGAAUUAACAACUUCCAAAAAAAGAAAAUCAGUAUAUUUUCAGUUGCCCGUAGAUGCCUAUUACGAUACAAAAGAAGCCAUUGACAAAGCUAAAGAAACAAGAGCUAACCAAUCACUGGUUAAAUGGAUUGUGAGCUCUGGUAUUUCAUUUUCUGCCUUUGAUAAUCCUUACUUUGAAGAUUAUACCAAGGAAUUAAAUCCCGGUUAUAAUCCACCUAAGCGUGCCGCCUUAUCAACAUCAAUUUUAGAUGCAGAAGCAGCAAAUAUCAUAAUAAAAAUAGAACAGGAGUUGUCUAAAGCCAAGAAUCUAACUUUAUGCAUAGAUGGUUGGAAUUCCUAUUCUGCUAGCGCUGCUCUUAGAGAAGAAAUCAUAUUUUCUCUUACACUUGGCGGAAAUUUGAAGUCACCAACUAAGACUCGGUGGUCAACGGCAUGGGAUUUCUGUGAAUCUAUCUUAUGUAAUGAAGCAAACAUUAAAUCGGUUUUAGAACAACAACCACAAAUUUUUAUUCGUGCAAGUGCCGUAAAAAGUCUGAUUAAUGAUCGUCAAUUUUGGAUUGAUGUUGAACAACUUAGGAACAUUCUCGGCCCAGUAAAACGAGCUGUAAAAAACGUAGAGUUUCGAACCACCAUAUUAGCUGACAUAUUUUUUGAGCUCGUAAAAAUGGCAAUCGCAAUCCAGGAGACUUCUGUCUUAUAUAAUAGCCAAUUUCGGUAUGAUUGCAUCGCUAUAUAUAAUAAGCGAUGGAAAGAAUUUGACUUUGAAUUGUAUCUUUUAUCUUUUUUUUUGCACCCAACUUACCGUGGCGAUUUUCUUGAAGUUGGAAUAUAUAAAAAUUAUGUUUUUAGAAAGGCAAUGGAAAUAUGGAAGAAAAUAGGUGGAGGCGACAUAAGUGCUGGCAUUCUGAAAUUUCAAUUGAAUUUAUACAAAAAUCACAGGUCCCCUUUUGAAGAUGAGUUUAUUCCAUCUACUGAUAUGGUUACUGAUUGGUGGAUGUCUGUUGAACUUAAAAGAAAUGAAGAUCAUAUAAAAACUCUUGCCCUAAAAGUACAUUCAAUUUUACCUCAUAAUGCUGCCUUCGAGAAUGCUAAAUCAGAACUCAAUUACGUGGAUCAAAAGCUUCGCCAAGAAGAUCUAUUGUCUAUUUUUGAUAGAAUUACAAGUUCUAUAGAGGAUGAGACUGAUUUAUUUAGUGAAGAAGAAUCAUAUUCUUUUUUGGAUGAGCUUGCAGAAGAAAAUAUGAAAGAAGAUGAGGAAGAACUGGAAGAUUUAGUUAACGAAAAUUCGACAAGCUUAGAAGUUGGAAAUUUAAUAUCUUUGUCUUCCAAGUUAGAGUUCAAUGAAUCUUCAAGUUUAAACGAAGAGGUUAUACAUGGAAAUAAGGAUUUUGAUAUCAAUGAUCUUAUUAAUGAUUUAGAUUAA
Molecule: messenger RNA, 1854 nt
Organism: Dentiscutata erythropus
Lineage: Eukaryota; Fungi; Glomeromycota; Glomeromycetes; Diversisporales; Gigasporaceae
Source: the annotation of a GenBank genome assembly